AUGCCCCAACGGCCCGCCGGCGCCAACAAGGCGGCCACGUCAACAACCGUCGCCGUCCGACAGCGCAAGCCGCAUCGUAAGUCGCGACUCGGAUGCGUAAACUGUAAGCUCCGCGGCGUCAAGUGCGACGAAUCAAAACCGACCUGCAGCCGAUGCACCUCUACCGGUCUCUGGUGCACCUACUCGGCCCAGGCGCCGGUGCUGCGGCCGGCGUACGAAAACGUCUUGGUCCUCGAGCCGGGCCGGUUGCAAGCGCCGCAGCCGGAGCCGGCCAUGGUGCAGGUCCUGCCCCCGGCGCUGCCCAUCGCCGGGAGCACGGGCAGCUACGUGCUGCGGCCCAACGACAAGGCGCUCGUCAGCCGCUUCGUGCACGACACGAUCCUGACCUUUGGCCCGGGAGAAGCCGAAGGUCACAAGAGCCGAGGAAAAAGAAAGCUGACCACCGCGCACCCCCCCCCCUCUCAGCACAAAUACCUCUACCACAUCUACAUUGGCUUCGCACAGCUGCAGGAAGCCCACAACGACGCCGUCGCGCCCGGAUCGCCGCGCCGGCCUUCCGACGGCGCCACCAUGGCCCUGCACAUGUACCACAGCGCCACCAUGUUCCAUCAGACGCUCGCCGAGCUCCUCCCCCGCCGGCGCUCCCUCUCCCCCACCGAGCGCGACGCCCUCUGGAUGGGCGCCUCGAUGCUCGCCACCUCGUGCUUCGCCAACGUCGACUCGCUCGACCCGCGCGAGGUCUGGCCCCUCCGCGCCGGCACCGACCUCGACCUCGCCUGGCUGCGCAUGAACCAGGGUAAGGACAUCGUCUGGGCCGUCGCCGACCCCAGCCGGCCGGACAGCGUGUUUCGCGACUUUUACCGCGACGCCGCCGCCGCCGCGCACCUGCCCUCCGCGCAGUCGCCGGUCCGUCCGCACGCGCUCCCGCCGCUCUUCUACGCCGUCUUCGACCUCGUCGGCGAGGAGGGCGGUGCGUACCGCGGCGCGGUGGCGUACCUCUCGCAGGUCACGGAUGACGUGGUGACGGUGGAGGGCGGGGCGAGGCUGUUUGCCUUUCCGAUGGAGAUGGGCGAGGAGAUGAAGAGGCUGCUACGGGAGAGGGAUCCGCGCGCGCUGCUGCUGCUGGCCUGCUGGCACGCGAAGCUGGUCGAGUACCCGGCGUGGUGGGUCAAGUUUCGCUGCGUCGUCGAGGGGCUGGCCAUUGCGAUGCAUCUCCGGCGCCGGCACGCGGCGGACAUGCCGGACCUGAUGGCGCUGCUGGAGCGGCCCAGGCAGGCGCUGCUGGCGCACUUUCGGCGGAGUAAGCUGGCGCAGGUGUGGCCGCAGGAGGUGAUUGAUGAAGCCGAGGCGCCAUAUGUCAAUGGUUGCGUUGGUGCGCGCAGCGCCUUGCCCGCGGCUGUUCCUGCGCUCCUCCACCACCACGGCAUCGUCAUCCAAGACGACCGCCUCGCCGCCGCCGCCGCCGCACCGGACCCGCGCCGUCAACAUGGGCGCCGCACGCUGCUACGUGACCUGCCACGUCGCGGCCUCGGCCUGUCUCCGGGCGGCGACAAAGUCCCCCGCAGCGGCAGCAGCCAUCCCACCACAGCAGCAGCGCCGGUCCUUUCACCGCACCGCCAGCCUCCGGCAGGACCUCACCCAUCCUUCUACCGCCUCAGCAAGGCGCACCACCCCGACGCCAACCGCAACGACCCCUCCGCCGCGCACACCUUCUCCCUACUCUCCGAGUCCUACACGCUCCUCUCCGACCCCUCCCGCCGCGCCGCCUACGACCGGGACGUCCUCCCCUCCACCACCGCCACCCACCACUCCCACCACCACCACCACCACCACCCCCAGCACGGCUCCUACCACUCCUCCUCCGCCCACCCCGCCGGCGGCCGUCCCGCCUCCGGCCUGUCCAAGCGCCGGGGCACCUUCCGCGGCCCGCCACCCUCGUUCUACCGCAACGGCGGCUGGGGCGCGCACGCCGAGAAGCGGCAACAGCACGCGCACGACGGCUCCUCCGCGCACUACACAAACUACGAGGCCGCGCGGGAGGACCCGGGGGGGCGCGCUCGCAGGGAGGAGGACGAGGUGCCGCCGCACUUUGACAAGGAGGCGCACCGGCGCACGCACGAGCACGAGGACGCGCGGCGGUGGGCGCGGAGGCGGCAGCGGGCGGGCGGGAGGGCGCUGGACGAGGAGGGUGUCGAGUUUGAGCCGCAGGCGAGUCUCGGCGCGCACUUUGCCAUCGUGCUGGGCAUACUGGGCGCCACGGUGCUGGUGCCGGUGUGGUACUGGAACGCGGUGAGGGGGCGGCGGAAGACGAAGGAGUAUUGA
Cordyceps fumosorosea ARSEF 2679 is the source of this 2322-nucleotide messenger RNA. RefSeq names its product Zn(2)-C6 fungal-type DNA-binding domain protein. The record is from RefSeq and is a predicted model, not a curated record. The coding region runs from base 1 to 2322 and encodes 773 amino acids. Gene Ontology annotation, biological process: regulation of transcription by RNA polymerase II. Lineage: Eukaryota; Fungi; Ascomycota; Sordariomycetes; Hypocreales; Cordycipitaceae. Gene Ontology annotation, molecular function: zinc ion binding; DNA-binding transcription activator activity, RNA polymerase II-specific. The transcript is spliced from 5 exons.